UUUUUUAUUGGUUUAUAGCAGAUUUUAAAUCAGUUAAAACUCAUUGACUUGCGUAACUCUCAAAACUUGAUUGAGACCCCAAAUUUAAAUGGAGUCCGAAAUCUUAAGCAAUUGAUUCUUCAAGGUUGUACAGCAUUGUCUAAGAUUCAUUCAUCUCUUGGAAAUCUCAAACAACUUAUUCGAUUAGAUCUGUCUGGUUGCAAGUGUCUUGAAAGACUUCCUCACAAGAUCAACUUGGAAUCUCUUGAAGUUAUUAUUCUUUCCGGCUGUUCAAGAUUAAAGAAGUUUCCAGAGAUUGUAGGAAAUAUGCCAUGUUUGUUUGAAAUUUAUUUAAAUGAGACUGCUUUAAAAGAUCUACCAAUGUCAGUAGAGCAUUUAACUGGCCUUAUUAAAUUGGAUCUAAGAGACUGCAAAAACCUUUCAAGUCUUCCGAAUGCUUGUUAUAGUUCGAUGUCUCUGAAAAUUCUCACUUUAUCUGGUUGCUCAAAACUUGAAGAACUACCAGAGAAUUUGGGGAAUCUCAAAGGCUUGGAGGAGUUAGAUCUGAGUGGAUCUGCUAUAAGAAUGCUACCUACAUCCAUCAGACUCUUAAAAAAUCUCAAAAAACUCUCUCUUCGUGGAUGUAAAGGGCUAUCAUUUAAAUCUUCGAAUAAACUUUUUAGUUUUCCUUUCAUGCAACAGAGAAGAAGUCCAGAUCCCAUGGCCAUGUUAGAGUGUUCUUUAUCAGGCUUAUUGUCCUUGACCAAACUGGACCUAAGUCACUGCAAUCUUCAGGCAAUUCCUGAUGUUUUUGACUGCUUGUCGUCCUUGUUAAUAUUAAAUCUAGAAGGAAAUAAAUUUAUUUGGCUUCCUAAAAGUAUGAUUCAACUAUCAAAUCUACAAGAUCUUUUUCUGCGUGGUUGCUCGAAUCUUCGAUCAUUGCCAAAGCUUCCAUCAAACAUUAAGUAUAUUGAUGCAACACAGUGUACCUCACUAGAAACAUUAUCAUCGGGAUUAAAAUAUGAUUUUCGGCCAUCACUUCAGCUUCUGAAUUGUGUCAAAUUGAUUGAGAAUCAAGGCUAUGGUUACGUGUCAACAAUGCUAAGACAUUAUUUUAUUAAUGACAAGCAUUACUAUGGGCAAGACAGAUUGGCACAUUAUAUCUAUGUUCCUGGAGGUAAAAUUCCGAAAUGGUUUAGACACCAAAAUGUGGGGGCUUCAGUGAGUCUGCAAAUGCCUUCAGAUUUUUGUAAGAAAUUGAUGGGAAUUGCUAUGUGCGUUGUUUUUGUAUUCCGCCAACAUAGUCUAUUUGACCAACUUGAUUUUGAAGAUUUGGGGCAUAAUAAAUAUACACAUAAGCUUUCAUGUUCCAUUAAAUUUAACAAUUACCAAACUUUUGGAGUGGCCGAUGGUUUUUCCGAAGAAUUUGGUAAGAUUGAACUGUAUCACCUCUGGCUGCAAUAUUUGCCCUCUCAAUUCUUUAACAAGGACUGGGAAAAAGCAUUGAGUAAAAGCAAUGCUAAUGGAUUCAGUGAUAUCAAGAUUGAAUUUAAAACUUGGGGUCCAGGAUUGGAGGUUACAAAAUGCGGGACCCAUUUGGUAUUCAAGCAAGACAUUGAAGAUCUCAAACAAACUAUGGUUGGGUCUUGCAGCUGCAGCAUCACUCCUUAUGAGGAUGAUUUUGAUGGUUCAGCCAGAGAUACCAUAAUUAAGGGAAGCCAUGAUGACUAUGAUGGGGAAGGGGCUGGACCUAGUGGAGAAGGUACCUCUAAUGAUGUAGACACACCACACCCAAAGUGGAUACAGCAACCUAAUCUAAUUGAAAAUUGAAUUGGGAAUUUCAAUUCAUGCACACAAUAACAAGGAAACUCAGACAAAGAGGCCAAUGGCAGUGAUGGUGAUGGAGUGGAACUGGGUUCAGCAACUCAAAAACUAAAAGAUUCCGGGAAGGUGACCAGAAAAACACAUCAGCACAGCUUAAGCAAGCCAGUUGUGUUUGGCUUUGCUAGCAAUUUCUUUCCUUGGAAUAAAAUGCAUUUUCCCCCAAGAAAAUAGGAGGAGCUUAUUGUGGGUUAUGUUGUUUUAUAUAAAUGCUUUCUGAAGGUACCAGUUGGAGCUAAGCUAGAAAGCUUUGGAUGAGAAUAUAAUUGUAUAUUUAGGAAGAGGUUGUGGGAAGACCCACAUUGUUGUACUGCUUAUACACGAGCUAAGUCACUUGAUAAGGAAGCCCCAGAAGAACAUAUGCGUUUUGUUUGGCCCUACAGUGGUUCUGUUUUGGCAGCUUAUAUGGCAGGAACAUUGCACAACAACGAAGUGGUGUGCUUUUUUGGCUUGGCUAAAGUGGUAGGUGUGUAGGCUGUGAGAAGGGGGUUGGGCUGUUGGUUUUUAGUGCCUAUGUAUGCAAUUUCUCAUCAUGAUUCUAGAUUUAAGAUGGACCUUCUCGAUUCUAUGUGUUUCUAGUUCACCUUGGAAAGGAGUUUGGCAUUUAAUAAAUAGAGUGGUGAUUAUUCUAUGAACUCCUUACUCCUUGAUGGUGCAGAAGUGUGGGCUUACUCUUCUAAUGGUGCAGUGUUAUGUAGAGUUUAAGCAAACAAU
Messenger RNA from Quercus lobata, 2574 nucleotides. Its product is annotated as disease resistance-like protein DSC1. The transcript has 4 exons. NCBI's taxonomy places the organism in Eukaryota, Viridiplantae, Streptophyta, Magnoliopsida, Fagales, Fagaceae. Gene Ontology annotation, molecular function: protein binding. The record is from RefSeq and is a predicted model, not a curated record. The coding region runs from base 307 to 1809 and encodes 500 amino acids.